Harmonia axyridis is the source of this 1648-nucleotide messenger RNA. RefSeq names its product hydroxyacid oxidase 1-like. Gene Ontology annotation, molecular function: FMN binding; oxidoreductase activity. Lineage: Eukaryota; Metazoa; Arthropoda; Insecta; Coleoptera; Coccinellidae. Bases 329 to 1423 code for a protein of 364 amino acids. The record is from RefSeq and is a predicted model, not a curated record. The transcript has 9 exons.
AUCAAGGCUUUGUAAGAACACGAAGCAUAGGAACCAGUAGGUGACCAGCUCGAAGUGGUUAACAAUAAAAAAGUUCAUAUCAAUGUUUUUUUACGGCAAGUUUUCUGACGGCAACAAACGUGUCUGCUGACUUCCCUGUGCGUAUUCUGAUGGAUUUUGAAUCCGCAACAUUUGGUCCUAGAUCCGGUCCUGACCCUAGGUCACGUUCAAGGUACCAGUCAUCCUGAUAAGUCUAACAAUUUCAUCAGUUCUUUCAAGUUUUGUCAAUUCGAAGUGAGUGAACCGUUGACUUCUGUGCCGUUUCCUGCGAAAAAAGGACUUAACGAAAAUGUGUGAAAAUCUGGCUUCAGUCGACGAUUUCGAAAAACAUGCCUAUUCUGUGCUGCCCAAAAAUGCCCUGGACUACUACAGGAGCGGUGCUGGUGCGCAAACAACAUUAGCAGACAACAAGAGGGCUUUCUCAAGGUAUAAAUUGAGACCACGUAUUUUGAGAGAUGUAUCGAGAAGAGACCUUUCUACAACUGUACUUGGAGAGAAGGUAGCCAUACCUUUUGGUAUAGCACCUACAGCUAUGCAGAGAAUGGCAAAUCCAGAAGGAGAACUAGCAAAUGUUAGAGCCGCACAAGCAAUGGGAACUGUAUAUAUUUUGAGUACACUUGCGACCAGCAGCAUAGAAGAAGUAGCUCAAGCUGCACCUGACUGUACAAAGUGGUUCCAAUUGUAUAUUUUCAAAGAUAGAUCUGUGACAAGAGAUUUGGUUUCGAGGGCCGAAAGAGCAGGAUUCAAGGCUUUGGUUCUGACAGUAGACGCACCAGUUUUCGGCAUUAGGCAGGCGGAUGUAAGGAAUGGUUUCAAUCUACCAGCACACUUAAGAUUAGCCAAUUUCACGGGUGCUAGUUUGAACAAAUUUGACGAUAAAGCUGACGGAUCCAAGUUGACUGCUUACGUUGCAUCAUUAUUCGAUGCAACACUUAACUGGGAUGAUAUCAAGUGGUUGAAGACAAUAACCAAGCUUCCGAUCAUAUUGAAAGGUAUCUUAACAGCAGAAGAUGCUAUCCUAGCUGCAGACGCUCAAAUUGAUGGGGUCGUUGUAUCGAACCAUGGGGCACGCCAGUUGGAUGGAACGUUUGCUACUAUCGACGUGCUGGAAGAAAUAGUGAGAGCUGUAGAUAAUAGAGUUGAGGUGUAUUUAGAUGGAGGAAUAAGAAGUGGCACUGAUGUAUUCAAAGCACUAGCACUUGGUGCUAAAAUGGUAUUUCUAGGAAGGCCUGCCUUAUGGGGUUUAGCCCACAGUGGAGAGGAGGGAGUUAAAAAAAUGCUGAGAAUUGUCAGAAAUGAGUUUGACACAGCUCUUGCUUUAAGCGGUUGUACAAACAUUGGAGAAAUAAGAAGAUGUAUGGUUUAUUGUGAAUCUAAAUUGUAGAUUUUUCGCAAAAAAAACUCUUGUGUGCCAUACCUAGAGAUUUGUUGUAUUCACAUAAUCUCUAAAUAAUUUGAAGUUCUUCUACGUGCAGUAAAUGUAAUAUUCUAAUGAGAAUCUAUUCAAUAUUCAUGGACUAUUUGCCUAUUAUUAAUUAAUUUUUUGGAAAUUAAUUGGUUAUGAAUUGAAUAUCUAUAUUCACAAAAAUAUACGAGAUAAUCGACCAUU